UUCGAAUAAGUAUUUAUUAAAAUAUAGGAAUUUUUUCUCUCAACGUGGUAAGUGUAAGAAACAUUGCGAUUCGUCAAAAAAAUAAUUUUCGCGUUCGAUUGGGCAUGUGUGCAUUUAAUUAUGAGGUACGAUCCGGUAGCGGAGACCGUUGCAAUGUGCACUCUGUCUUCUCGUCACAUUAUCGGUUCAAUGAGACAAUGUCUCAUUGGACUUAGCGUCUAACCGGCCGAUCAGCUAGAUUAAUCAUGAUUUUUGAGCAAGUCGCGGGUUGACAAAAGCACCCCAGAAAGUGCGUCUCCUUUAAGUGGCUUGCUACCCUGCGACUAUGGCUUGUAAAAUACAAGUGUCGUACGAAUCAUGAUUAAGAAAGCUUAGUCGACGUUAGACGUGCGUUAAACGUGACACAAAAGUCAGAACUCAUUCUCAACGAGCUCACUAUCGGUUCCGUAUCCAUCGCGUUCGAAUUUCUAAAUGGUUAUUUCGCGAAUCGCGCAGCAAGUAAUGUCUCUUACACGUGCCACAAAGAAGAUACUUGCAAAGAUACAAAAUGAUUUUUUCACAGUUAAACUUUAUUCCUGGAAAAAAGUCUUGUUGCAUCAUUUAGAAAUCUGGUAGAGUCAACCAAGAUGUCUAUUCAAGAACGGACGAAUCAGAAAUCUUGUAGGAAUUACCAAAUUAUAGUUAAAUCUAUCAAACGGUCAGAUUAUUUUAACCAAAGUCCUAUUGUAAUUAUCAGAAAUUCUGCUUCUGGUUUUACAAAAAACACUCAAUCAUUUAAGUUUGUUUGAUAUAAUCAGAUUAUUUUUCUUAUUGUAAGCAAGAAUAUAAAAUUUUGUGAAUACCUUUUAUUUAUUUAUAUUUUCAAUGUAUCACAUUUUUUGGGCUACAAAUAUGAAUAAGCUGUUGUAGUUAAAUCUCGAGAUAUUAUACAAGUUCAAGCAAAUAAAACUUAGGAAAGCAGACUUCUAUAUUGACUAACGUGAAAUUCUGAGGAAGCAAGUAAUCGUCUUUAAAAAUUAUAUUUAUCGUUCUAAUUAUAUUAUUAAACAUGAUUUUUUGUAACUUUCUUUAGAAUACACACAUUUCUUCGAUAAAAAUUACAUAUUAGAAAUUUUUUAUUUUUUUAAUUCAAUUGUAAUCGAGUCGUCAUUACUCGAAUUAUUUAGCUUUGACAUACAACCAGAUGAAACCCGAUUUGGUCGGGUUUAUAUUUUCAAAUACGUAUCUCAAAAUUAAUUUUUUAUUUGCUUCAGCGAACUUAUUCUUUCGAUUUAUAAAGCUGACGUAUACUCGUCGAUGAUUUAAAAUAUUUAAAUAAACGAAUCGCAACUAGUUUGUCGCGUCGCGCCUUUGUUCCGGGAGUGCCGUUUAAGUAAUAGGACUUAAUUAGUCCUCGGGCGCAAUUUUAAUGUAUUUAACGCGAGUGUUUCGCGAGUGCAACGGAACGAGGAGGCUUGACAAUCCGAAUUUGAGAGGAGGAAAUCUAGGAGAGGCAUCGAGCCCCAGCGGAGUAACUUUGAAUAUCAUCGCAGCUUCGUGGCUGAAUAACUUCGCUCCGUUGCGUAUUAGAUCUAAUUUGUGGAAAGAGAAUGCAGUAGCAGCAGCAGCAGUAACAACAAUCGCGCAUCUAACAAUACUGAUCGAGUUGCACUGUUGCUCGCCAACGCGAAAAGGGAGGCAAUCAAUCAUGGCGUACAAUCCAAUUCCGUCUGCCACUUUAUCGAUAGUGCAAUGGGACAACGCGAUCGUGGCAAGAAUGCCUUGAGCAAAGAUGGGAAUUUAUGACAAAUUGACGGGUAAGUGAAACUUGAUCGACGCUGUUUAUUUAUCUUUCUAAUUUUCAUAGACAUCUCUGCGAUAUUUAUCUCUCGAAUUGUAUGCGUAAAUGAAAUGUGUGUUUCUUUUCGAGGAAAAACUUUUCUCGGGAACAAGAUUCAUUAGUUUUUCAAAAAAUUUUGCUUUUAGUAGUGAAUUACUUUAUUAACGGAUUUUAUUAUUUGACACGUACAACUGACGUAUAUCUAAAAACCAUUAUCAAAUUUCGGAUCGUUAAAUCACAUUUCUUUCUUAUGAGAAAAUUACGUAGCUCGAAUAUGAAGACGAGCCGCGUCAUGUUGACAGCUCAUUAAUGAAGUAAAACCAAUUAGUCUUAAUUACCUAGUAUUAUAUUCUCUGAAUUCACACAUUAAUCUCAAUGCAACGACCUAAGACUCACAUGGUUAUGUUGCUUCACGCAUCACAUUGUAUGAAUAAAAUAAAAACGUAAAAAAAAUGUGAUUGAACGAACAAUGGCGGAAUAACAUUUUGACAGCAGAUGCAAAAUAUAAUGUUAAAAACGAUCAAGUGCGGUAUUUUUGCGAAAAGUGUUUUCAAUCUUUCGAUCGGAGCGAACGAUAUGUAAAUCCCUUGAGCGGCGUUUAUUUAGCUAAGAGCAUUGUUAAAUUUCACAUCACUCGCGAUCGCAGAUCCAUAUCGAUGAUAAUUUCCUUUUCAAGGGAAACGAAGCACUCGGAUAAUUUAAAAGGUAAAUUUACCAGGUGCUAUAAAUAUUGUAGAAAAGUAUUUAAAUCGAGUGUUCUUUCCCGGCGAGAUGUAUUGAAGAACUAUGAUUAUCUCUUUUAAAAUUUAUGCGAUUGUUAUUCACGAUGUGAUCCAUUUACCGUGAUCACAAUUCGAUUGUGAUUGUGAACGCUGUAUGACGAAAAUUUAGUCCAAGUAAUCUUCUGCGAAAUUUACAAAGUUUUAUUUUAUUUUUUAUUUUUUUAUUUUUUUUCUACGAGCAAUUUAAACCGAAUAAUACGCGCGACAAACAAACAUUAAGAGAGUAAAGGAUUUGCAAAUUUGCAGACAAACAAGUAAAUUAAGAGUAGCUCUCGUAUGUACAUUCAACUGUGAAUAGGCUAAUUUUCGUGAUGCAUUACGAUCAUCAAAAGUCGGAGAAAAUUUUCCGAUUAUCUGUCGUGCACAGACGACAAGCACGCAAACGAGAUAUAUCAGCCGUCUGAUUAUAAUUUUACGGUAUGCGUACUAAAGAGAAACGGUCGAGAGGGAAUAGACAGAUGGAAUAAGGUGUCCAGAAAAUCAGAAAUACACAUCAACUAAUUCCACUGUUUAUAACAAUACGCUUUAUAAACUUUAUCUGCAAUUAUCUACCGAAUGAUUGAACGCAGAAAAUUGGCACUGUUACACCGUGCAAUUCCAAAAUCAUUGAAUAUAUCACAAAAUAAAUUUAUUUGCCAAUUGCAACAGAGCACCCCUCCUCUCUCUCUCUCUCUCUCUCUCUCUCUCUCUUAUGUUUGCGAAAGGAAAAUCUAUUAGAUUGAUGUAAACGCUCUUAAACGCGUUAAACAAUAACACGAUACCUUGUGCAUACUUAGCAUUGAAACUAGCACGAUUGGUACUACCACACACGAUACACACGUUCUCUGCAAAUAAGCAUCCGAGUACGUGACAAUCGCGGUAACACCGCGCGGGAACAAGUGUGCGUUAGCACACUCUGCGCUACUCGAUAUCUCUGUGUUACUUUGCGUGGGUGCUCAGAUAAUGAUGCCGAUACAACCGUCGGUCGACCAUUGGGCUUGGCACGAUAUCACAAUGUUAUGGCUUACUGCGAGGGUUAAUUAAUCAACUGCAUAUUAAUUUGCAUUUGAGCUAAUUGUUGUGCGAUAAUGCUGGCGAGUACGCGACGUGACAUUUAUUUAGCUGUUAGACAAAUUAUCAGAUAGAAUUUUGCUAGCGCAGUUGCUUAUAAUUGAUACCACGAAAGAAUUUCGACGUACGAAAGCUCUUAUUUAAUUUCAAGAGUAUACGUAUCUUGCGAAUUGCGAUUCCUGCGCGACAUAUUCAAAGCGAUAGAUUAUUGUGUCACGCAAUGCAUGUCGACUGCUUCCGCAAAGCAGAGAGGGACUGCUUGAGAUUAGUAUAGUUGCGUGUUAAUGUGUGUACAUGUACAAGGUACGCGUGUCUCUGUGCACGUAUGUAUACCUAUUUCGCGACCUCGCGUAAUUUGGAGUGGAAAUCGGCACAAUUUCGUGUACUUUCAAGUAGGUGAGAAACUUCAUCGCGAAAAUCCAACAACGUGUCGUACAUUACACAGGUGUAUUUAACCGGGCGUGACAGAGGGUUUACGCAAACGUAACACGUGCACAUGCGAUACAAACGCAUACCCGUACAUACGUACAUGCGCACUUUCACACACAAACACAAACAAAAUUAUAACGUGUGCGCGGACGCAUCUUCGCCGUUACGCAUACGCGACACGGUUCCUCUACAUUUACGUCACGUUGCAUAACCGGACCUCUUACACGAGUACAGCGAAUAACCCUGACCUCGAUUUUAUUAAAAAGAGGAUAUCUAUUAGAUAAAACGGCAAGGAACGCAGUAGAUAGGGAGCCAAAUUAAAGCGUAGCUGCAAUCAUUAAUAUCGGAUUUUAAGGGGAAUGGAGGAAAUAUAGUGUUGGAAAAAAUUGUAGAUAUCACAUACACACACACACACACACAAACAUCGUGAAAAAAUAUUAGCUAUAGGACAUAAUUUGUUUUCUUUAUUCGUUUCUUU
Molecule: messenger RNA, 4558 nt
Organism: Solenopsis invicta (red fire ant)
Lineage: Eukaryota; Metazoa; Arthropoda; Insecta; Hymenoptera; Formicidae
Exons: 4
Coding region: 1409-1765 (118 amino acids)
Source: RefSeq, a predicted model, not a curated record